AUGAACUGGGCGUCCCUGCAGGGCCUCCUGAGCGGGGUCAACAAGUACUCCACGGCGCUGGGCCGCAUCUGGCUGUCGGUGGUGUUCAUCUUCCGUGUGCUGGUGUACGUGGUGGCCGCGGAGGAGGUGUGGGACGAUGAGCAGAAGGACUUCGUCUGCAACACCAAGCAGCCCGGCUGCCCCAACGUCUGCUACGACGAGUUCUUCCCCGUGUCCCACGUGCGCCUCUGGGCCCUGCAGCUCAUCCUGGUCACCUGCCCCUCGCUGCUCGUGGUCAUGCACGUGGCCUACCGCCAGGAGCGGGAGCGGAAGCACCGCCUGAAGCACGGCCCCAACGCCCCGUCCCUGUACGACAACCCCAGCAAGAAGCGGGGUGGGCUCUGGUGGACAUACUUGCUGAGUCUCAUUUUCAAGGCUGCUGUCGACUCUGUCUUCCUCUACAUCUUCCACCGCCUCUACCAGAACUACGACAUGCCCCGGGUGGUGGCCUGCUCCGAGUUUCCUUGCCCCCACACGGUGGACUGCUACAUCUCCCGACCCACGGAGAAGAAGGUCUUCACCUACUUCAUGGUGGCUACAGCUGUGAUCUGCAUCCUUCUCAACCUCAGUGAGGUCUGCUACCUGGUGGGCAAGAGGUGCCUGGAGACCUUCAGCCCAAAGCGCCAGCAGUCUCCACGCCGGGAUCACCUGCUCGAUACGUGCCCCCCAUAUGUCCUCUCCCAGAAAGAGCACCCCCAAGAUGGGAACUCUGUCCUAAUGAAGGCCGGGUCGGCCACGAAUGAUGCAGGUGGGUUUCCAUAACCUGUGAGGUUGGCGGCUGAGACCACCAAGUCAGUGGUCCAUUCCCUGAAGUCACAGCAGAGCAGUGGCCUCUUUUCUGCAGCAGGGCAGGUGAGGAAGACAGUUGUGGGGCUCAGGAAGCCCCACCACCAC
Molecule: messenger RNA, 933 nt
Organism: Suricata suricatta (meerkat)
Lineage: Eukaryota; Metazoa; Chordata; Mammalia; Carnivora; Herpestidae
Gene: GJB4
Product: gap junction protein beta 4
Exons: 1
Coding region: 1-801 (266 amino acids)
Biological process (GO): cell communication
Cellular component (GO): connexin complex
Molecular function (GO): gap junction channel activity
Source: RefSeq, a predicted model, not a curated record